CAAAUGCGCACAGAUAUAGCACAUGCUUUUGUUCGGGGUGCUCAAGAAAUAGGCUUAAAGCAGACAGACUACAAUGGCGAGUCACAAAUGGGAGUUUCUUAUGUUCAGACUAACACACGUUAUGGACGGCGUCACAGUGCUUAUAGGGCCUUUAUAGAACCUAUUAUGUUUAAACGUAAUAAUUUGAAAAUAUUUACUUUUGCCCGGGUAACAAAAGUGUUAAUAGAUACCAAUUCAAAAACAGCUUAUGGCAUAGAAUUUCUAUAUCGUCGUCAGCGUUAUAUAUUUAAGGCCCGUAAAGAGGUUAUACUUUCGGCGGGAGCCUUUAACUCUCCCCAAUUGUUAAUGUUAUCGGGCAUAGGACCUGCCGAUAAUUUAGGUAAUUUGGGUAUAAAGAUCUUAAAAGAAUUGCCGGUGGGUUUGAGAAUGUAUGAACAUGUCACACACUUUGGACCUACUUUCAUAGUUAAUACCACUAAGCAAGCCUUGUUUCCCUCUAGAAUGACAGCCAGAGAUAUUUUAGGUUUCUUGGCGGGUCAUCCAGACACCCGUUUAUCCAUGUUGCCGGGCGUAGAAGCUUUGGCAUUUCUUAAGGUACCAGGCUCUAAGUUACCUACAGAUUGGCCUGAUGUAGAGAUUAUUUUCGCUAGUGCUAGUUUAGCUUCCGAUGAUGGUACCGCUUUAAAACAGGGAGGUAAUAUAAAACAAAUAGUCUAUGAUCGUUUGUAUCGUCCUUUAGAGAAAUCCAAACAAGAUCAUUUUACUGUAAUUAUCAUGCCCUUCCAUCCCAAGUCACUGGGUAGGGUAUGGCUAAGAAAUACUAAUCCUUUACAAGCAGCCAUGAUUGAUCCUAAUUAUUUUGAUCAUCCCGAAGAUAUAGAAUAUAUAUUGCAGGGCAUUAAGGCAGCCAUACGUAUAGCAGAGACACCGGCUAUGAAAAGUAUUGGUACCGAAAUUUUGAAUAUCACUGUACCGGGUUGUGAGUCCUACGAUUUUGGUAGCGAUGACUAUUGGCGUUGUUCUAUAAGAACUUUGACUUAUACUUUACAUCAUCAAGUGGCGACUUGUCGCAUGGGUCCUUCGUCAGACCCAACAGCUGUGGUAAGUCCGGAAUUACGAGUACAUGGCAUUGGCAAGUUAAGAGUGGUGGAUGUAGGCAUUAUACCUUUACCGCUGACGGCCCAUACUAAUGCGGCCGCAUUUAUGAUAGCUGAAAAAGGUGCCGAUAUGAUUAAGGCGGCAUGGAGGGAUUCAUAACAUUUUGAGUUUUUUUAUAUAUA
Molecule: messenger RNA, 1280 nt
Organism: Lucilia sericata (common green bottle fly)
Lineage: Eukaryota; Metazoa; Arthropoda; Insecta; Diptera; Calliphoridae
Product: glucose dehydrogenase [FAD, quinone]-like
Exons: 1
Molecular function (GO): oxidoreductase activity, acting on CH-OH group of donors; flavin adenine dinucleotide binding
Source: RefSeq, a predicted model, not a curated record